Messenger RNA from Miscanthus lutarioriparius, 204 nucleotides. The record is from the annotation of a GenBank genome assembly. NCBI's taxonomy places the organism in Eukaryota, Viridiplantae, Streptophyta, Magnoliopsida, Poales, Poaceae.
AUGGUGGGCGCCGUCGAUGUGGGUCUCCGAGUGGCCCAGAUGGCUGGUGCAGCGUCGGGUCUGAGCGAUGUCUUGGCCUCGACGCGGGAGGACCCGAGUGCGGAGCGGACGUGGUCGCCGAAGAAGCCGUGGAGUGGCCCAGAUGGCUGGUGCAGCGGCGUCUUGGCCUUGGCGCGGGAGGACCCGAGUUUGGAGCGGACGUAG